CUCUAUAUUUUAUCAUGCACGCUGACAGUGGUUGCAGUCGAACAAAUCCUGUAACCUGGCUUGGAGUUGCGGGACAAAAUGUGCAAGUCCAGGUGAAGCGGGAACCACAGCACGUCCAAGUUUCAGAACUGGUUGCCGUCAAGCUUGAACAAGCGUCGCCUGGUAACAAGCCAGACCACCCGCCUCCGGCUAUACCGGCGUCGCUGAACAACGGUUCUAUUCCUGUCGGCAUCGCGGUCGCCCGACAACGAGUAGGCGAUGCGGGACUCCUCGCAGCGCUCUCCCAAAAAGACAACCAACAGCGCAUGCACGAUAUCGCCGCCACGUCACUGUGUUGUUGUGCAGACGCGGCGCAGGCGGCCAUGACGGUCGGCGUGGCGAACGUGCUCUGCGACGAGCGGCCCGCCCCCCUGGCGUGGCCGGCGCCGCCCACCGCCGCUCCCCCCGCGCCUCUCUGGCCCUACCCCGCUCAAAUGUCAAUGGAGAGCAUGAUGGUCGGCGGCGUCGGAGUUGGUGGAGUGGGUUCGGUGGGCAGUGGCAUGUCUGGCGGCUUCCAACUGGUGCGGGAUCCCACCUCGGGCGCCCUGCUGUUGUUACCCACACCGCCAGACCUGUCGCAUGCAGUAGUGUGGGGCGGGAUGCCUUACCAAUCUGCGCCACUCCUCCUGCCCCCCGCGCCGCAUCCUUCACACCACCUCCAGCUCUUACCCGGCGACCUCUUGGCUUCGACAGCCACGUUACAACAUACUCACACACAUUCUACGCGCCUAGUAACACUCGCUCCUGCGCCUCAGCCCCAGCCGCAUCCAGCGCAUACAGCAGAUAAACGGAAACCAAUAAUGCAACCGUUGAUCACGCCACAUUUAAUUAAAAUUGAACCUGAGCCGCCGCAAGAGAAACCACAACCUUCAUAUGCUCCGGAACCUGUUCAACAGCCGAUGAUCACCACCCAUUUGUAUUACCAGCCUGAUUACGCUGAGCAGGCGUGCCGGAGUCAGGCUACAUCUCCAGCUGCUCCCCCGACACCGCCGCCAGACGCCCCGGAGCUGCCAGCGCACAGAGAUGCUUCAAACCAAACCGAUCACAUCGACGAGGAUGAUGAGUCGCCUAAUAAUGCUGAUGAAGACGAGAGGGAUGUAGCCUGCGUCGGGGUAGCUCACUAUCCUGAUGAAAAUAUGAUGCAAAAUCAACCUCAAUUAUUACAUCCUCCGACUAUGGAUAGUGCUGAAGAGUCAUCUUCGGAAGGUCUUGCGACGUCUGUCGUCGGCGCUGUUGAGAAAGCUAUAGAUGCGAUAGAGAGGGAUGAGACAUUAGACAACUCAAAUAGCAACGCGUCUAACGAUCUUGUAAUAGACACAGCGAGGACAACUCCCAUUCCACAGCCUACACUACCUUCAAGGCCUCCUGUUGAUGUUAGUGGUUUAGAAUUGCUGUCAAACAGCAUUGAACAGUUUGAACGCACUACUCCUGGAACUAGUAUGCCAACGUUAGAUCCCGCACCCUUGACUAUCGAUACAAGAACACCGACUAAGUUAAACAUUUUAAUUAAAACGUCUCCAAAAUCCCCUCCCAGAACCGAGGUGGAGCCUCACAGAAGGUUUGAAUUCCCAUCAGCGGAUCCAUCUACCAGUGAACAGGCAAAGCCUUCGCUCGAUGGUCUAGGACUGUUAUGUGCUUUAGCGGAACAGAGAUUUAUGGAAGAAGUAGUAGACAACCCUCCGUCAAACAUACCUAUUACAACCCGUCCCUUUAUUAAAACUGAACCUCUAUUAAGCCCCACCGAUAGGAGUCGCUCAGCGGAUUCUUCUUCAAAUAAAAAAGACAGACAUAGGCAUAGAGACGCCGAUUCGAGCGGCGAAAGAAGAAAAAUACGUAGCCGUGACAGAGAAGAACGAUUAAGACAUAAACUGGAAAAAAUGCGGCGGCACAAGCGAGAUCGAGAAAGAGAUGAAGCGAGGAAUAGCGGAGGUGAGUUGGAGACAAGCUUAAGACGUGUGACUGCGUGCUCAUGCAACUCAGUGUCUUGUACUCAUACGUCCAACGUUCGUACAGCUCACGCCCUAGCCAGUGCAAUAGAAAAGGAUAUGCGCGAGAGACUUUUGGCCUUGGAAAGACAGUUUGAUGAGAGGAAAGCUCAGUUGGAAGCAUUGAAUCCCCCUUUACAAACGUUAUCAGCAUCUACAACACCUUCUACGCCAGCUUUGUCACCAGAUUCCGAUAGAGGUUCAUCCAAAAAACGCAAAGUGGGAAGACCGCGAAAGGUAUCAAGUCCAGACUCUACUGAAACAAUAGUUGCCAAGAAGCCGAAAUCAAAGAGCAGUCUUGUGGGCUAUCUGUUGGCAAAAGGAAAGCUCAAAGGCGGUAUAUUGUGCACAAGAGGAGAACCUUCUAGAGAAGAGGUUAACAGAACAAGCAAAGUGCGACCGAAGUUAAAAGCUGAACCAAUUAUGAAGGCCUGCUCUGAUCAGGAAGAAGGUGAAUGGGGACUUAAUCGGUCAGCUAGUUCUUCUAUGGAGAGUCUUAACGAAGUGAGGCAGAAAAAUAGGGAGAAGGUGGAUCGCUUAGUCAGAAAACAUUCAAGAGAUGACAUACCCGAACUUGAGUUUGCUUUACGGCGCGCGAGUGCGUCUAGUGACAGUGAGAAAGAAAGGCGGCGGGCGAAGAAGAGGCGAAAGAGUCACAAAUCUAAAGAGAGGAAUGGUGACGAGCUAAGGGCAUCGACAUCGGUUCCUAAUGCGCCCAUCCAGAUAUCUAAGUGUACCUUAACAGAGGACAAACUCGACAAUUCGCCAAGAGUACUUACUGCCAUGGGUGGAUUGUUUUAUGCAGGAAAAUUGAGCGCUGUUACCGCACCAGAUGUAUAUGCCAUUACCCUUGAUGGGGAAAGAGGAAAUAAGCCUCACAUACUGUCGAGAGAAGAAACUUUGAGGGAUGCUAUAUUAGAAGUAAGCCCUACUUCAGUAAGCGAACUGCCGUCAGGGUCUAGAGUGUGUGCCUAUUGGUCACAGCAAUACAGAUGUCUAUACCCUGGCACUGUGGCCGUCUCGUCUCCGGACCCUCAUGACGACAAGUUCGUUGCCGUCGAAUUUGAUGACGGAGAUUCUGGCAGGAUAGCCAUCGAGGAUAUCAGGUUCUUGGAACCGAAUUAUCCUGUUGUAGAAUAUGAAAACCCACUGUUCACUCUCGGUAAAAGAAGAAGAAACACCAGUGUUAGCGGUGUCAGCACCGACGAAAAGAAAGUUACUGUGCCGCCUACGCCUACUACUUCCAGUGAACCUAAACCAUCGACUUCAGAACAGGUGGUUGAGGAGAAACCUAAAGACGAGGAAGAUAGGCACAAAGACAGAAAGAAAAUGAAGAAGCAUCGAAAAGACAAAUUGAAACGGCAUUCCAGCGAGGAUGACCCCAACUCCGUCGAAUACGUUAAGAAAAAGAAAAAGAAACACAAGUGCUGUGAGGAGCACUGCAAGCACCGGCGGCACCACAAGAAACACCACAGGAAACACAGGAAAAGACAUCACUCAAGUUGCAAGGAGCAUUCUAGUUCAUCUGGCGACGAUCAACAAAGAGUCAAGUCUUCCUCAGACUACAUUGAUUCAAAUAAAUCCAACGAAGACUCGGUGGACUCUAAUGACAGACUCUCCACAUUGAUCGCUGUGGAAAAGUCCCCAGACGACAAAAUGAAGACUGUGAUAAAGAAAGCUGUUUUGUCCAAGAAAAACCUCGUCAAAAACGCCGUUUUAGAUUUCAGCAAUUUGGGUAAAAUCACUGUGAAAAAGGACGAAGAGACUAAAGAUAACUUAAAAGAUAGUGGAAUUGGUUUAGACGAUGAAAUAGCUUCGACAUCUACAAGUGAUGCUAAAAAGAAGGCGAAGCGUCGUACGGUGUCGGCAACAUCAUCAGACGGUGGCGCCGGCGCCGGCGUCAGCAAGAUGGCCGCCUUCCUGCCCGGCGGCGCGCUGUGGCGCUGGCACGGGGCCGCCUACCGCCGCACCGCCAGGCCCAGGCUCAAGAAACUCUUCUACCGUGCCAUACAACGCGGCGAGGAAACCUUACAGGUGGGUGAAGCGGCGGUGUUCCUGUCAACGGGCCGCGCAGACCGGCCCUACAUCGGGCGCAUCGUGGCGCUGUGGGAGGCGCGCGGGGCCAUGGCUGUGCGCGUCAAGUGGUUCUACCACCCCGAGGAGACUGUCGGCUGUGCCGGACAACUGCAAUACCCGGGAGGCCUUUUUGAAUCUCCACACACGGACGAGAAUGACGUUCAAACGAUAUCUCACAAAUGCGAAGUGUUACCUCUCGCGCAGUACAAGGAGCGCAUGGGCGACGACCCGGUCAAGUACAGCACUGUGUAUGACAAUAACGACGUGUACUACCUCGCCGGGCACUACGACCCCACGCAGCAGAGCCUGCGCAUGGAACCCGAUAUACCGUUCGCGAACAAGACGAACUCUUAAGAGAUCUGUCGCCCUAGUACUUUGACAUUAACGUCAUUGUGUCGAGUGAAGAAACGUAAAACAAGUUUAUUUUGUGCAAUAACGAUCUUGAUCGUUUGUUUUUUUUUCUGAAGUACAUUACAGUACAGUCACUGUUACGUGACGUAGUAAUUUAAAGAGUACACAAUUUUAUCUAUCUUGGUGUUAGCGUGUUAUAAAUAGAUUUUUGCAAUUUAAAUAAAUGAAUAUGUUUCUUCCAUUAACCGAUCGUAGCUCGGAAAUUCACCUAUACAGGUCUUAAAGUACAAUGUAGAUUUUUGAGGCUCAAAUUGUGACAAUUUUCUCAGAUUCACCCGUCCUUAGGCGACGAACUUAUAUUGACGUAAUAAAACUCGAUUAUCUUAAAAAGUUACCCUCGUUACGUUAUAUUUAGUGGUAUCCAUUUGGAGUGUUGAGUAAUUCCCUGGUAGUGGGCCGAGUGGGUGCGGUGGUUGCCGUGUGCCGGACGCGCGACCGACGUGAUGAUAUGUGAUUUUAUUUUUUAUACGUGUAACGCUGUAAUCUCAGUGUAUAGAUGUAUUUUUCAUGUAUAUUAUUCGAUUAGAUUUUAUGUAUACGUAGUUUUUCUUGGUAUAAAUGUCUAUUA
Messenger RNA from Trichoplusia ni (cabbage looper), 5079 nucleotides. RefSeq lists its product as uncharacterized. The transcript has 10 exons. Gene Ontology annotation, molecular function: chromatin binding. The record is from RefSeq and is a predicted model, not a curated record. The coding region runs from base 15 to 4454 and encodes 1479 amino acids. Lineage: Eukaryota; Metazoa; Arthropoda; Insecta; Lepidoptera; Noctuidae.